AUGUAUCCAACCUCGACAGAGAGCUUUCAAGAUUUUAUGAAUCACAAGAUAAGAAUAGCAACAGCAGCGGAAGUGUCACCGUACAUUCUCUACCAGCGGGUGAGCGAGGCCCCGGGAACAGCCGUCCUGCUGAGAGACUCCCUUGAUGCCCGGCUCAUCCACACCUUCGCUGACAAGCUCAACUUCACUUUCGAUAUCCACGAGUCUAUCAACCGCACCUGGGGAGUGGAGACGAACGGCAUCUUCACGGGAUCGAUCGGUCUUCUACAGCGGGAGGAAAUGGACUUUUCCACUGUUACACUACCGACAGCAAAUCGCCUUAACGUUGUAGAAUUUUAUAAUAUUUAUAGUCCGGACACCUUUACAAUAACCUCCCUGAAGCCGACGCUGCUACCAAAAUAUCUCUCUCUCAUACGUCCAUUUCAAGGAAAGUUGUGGGUGGCGCUGCUAGUGAGCGUGGUGGUGUGGGGCGCGACCCUGUGGCUGCUGCAGAGGGCGUGGCAGUGGGUGGCUGGAGGGCGUCGGGUGGAACUCAUCACAACCUUCCUAUACUCCUGGGGCGCCCUCCUGCAGAACUUGCCCUCAGAACCCUCCGUCAACUUCUCUGGCAGGUUGUUGGUGGGGUGGUGGCUUGUGUUCUGCCUGACAGUCACUACAGGGUACAAUUCCUCUUUGAUGGCUCACCUUACUGUACAAGGCCGGUCCCGGCCAAUAGAGUCCUUCGAGGACCUGGUGAACCUGCCAGGCUGGAGGUGGGGAACGACUAAAUGGAUCUUAUCGGAAUCAAUAGCUGAAUACUUUAUGAAACAUCCAAAUCCUGCGGUCAAUCAAGUUUAUCGCAAAAUGGAGGUCGUAAAGGACGACGAGGCGCUGAAGAAGGUGCUGGCGGGGGGAUUCUCCUUCAUCAUCUACAAGAUCUUCGUCACCAUCAACAUAGCAACACGAUACACAGAUGGGAGAGGCAACACUCCCUUCUACAUGAGCAGGGACAUUCCUAUGUUUGUUGGGUCAGGAUGGUGCAUUAGAAAAGGUGCACCUUUUAGCCAGCGAUUCAAUCAACUCAUAACUCGCCUGAAUGCUGCAGGAAUUAUUAACUACUGGACUAAAGACUUGUUAGCCAAUAUAGCGAGGGAGAAAAGGAAGGUUGUGAAAGAGGACACUGAGAAUAUCCAUGGAGAUUCAUAUCAGAGACAACUUCCUAUCAACGAUCAACCCCGUUCCAUAAAAAAUUAUCUUCCCAAAGUCCCCUUCGUCAACGUCUCUUACACGCCAUUCGUUUGA
Procambarus clarkii (red swamp crayfish) is the source of this 1281-nucleotide messenger RNA. Lineage: Eukaryota; Metazoa; Arthropoda; Malacostraca; Decapoda; Cambaridae. The record is from RefSeq and is a predicted model, not a curated record.